AUGGCGCGCAACUCAUCGUCUUCGAAAGACUAUGAGAUGAUCAAAGACUUUCACGGUUUAGGUCGCUCGGCCUCCAAGCGCGGUCACGAAGAAUCACCAAAGUCUCGCACGCCUACAUUGAUCCAUAUCCCAGCAAACGGAAGCACGUCUGCUGAGGCUUCAUCCUCUCAUUCUCGCGGUCGCGGCCUCAGACGGAUAUCUUCGCAUCGCACCACCAAGCUUCCAAGCCACCACACACACUUCUUGGAUACUCUGGACGCCGAUCAUCUCAGCGCACGUCUGCCACCAACCCCGCUCGGAACGCGUCGACGUGGCCGACCUCCAGCCUCAUCCAAAACGUCGGUUCGUCCGCCCGCGAUGAAUGCUGACAACGAUGUCUAUGUCGACACAGCACCGCCAUACAGUCGGGACAAAGGUAAAGCCAGAGCGCACGACGCUUCACCCCGCGCGACCCGCUCCAAGUCUCUGCGAAAGGCUUCGAAUCAGGAGCCGAUCAGUGUCGACAGUGAUGAUGAUGACGUUCAAGAGGUCAAUCGUCCAAAGCCUUUCGGCUUCGAGAUCCAGCGUCAAGUCGAUGCUACCAGCGGCGAUAGUCUAGCUUUGCAGGUCAAGGAGAGGCGACGUCGUGAGCAGACCACUGCAUCUACAUCAGCCGUGUCCUCGUCUACGGCUCCAGAUAAGUUCUACUCUCGUCCUAGUCAAGUCUCCCGCCAACGUUCCAACUACAGACGUUCCGAUGGUCCCAUUCAGCUGGAAGAGCCAAACGACGCUCAAAAGUUCGGUCCAAGCCAUGUCGUGGUUGUUGAUGGUAGUCCAGAAGCUGAUUCCAAGACUGUAACAUCGCAUCAACCUGAUCGCAACUCGACUGGCCAGUCUCGGCCCAAGCUCGUCGACCGCAUGAAAUCAAGAGUCACUACGUCGAACGCAUCAGGAGUUGCUCGAGGAAUCUCUUCGUCAGUCGCAGCCUCCAAACUCUUACCACCGCCCGUUCCCCCACCGCAACCUGGUGCGAGCCGCGAGCCGAGCUCCAAGGAACAACAGGCUGCCUUAUCUCGUACCGUCAAGCGCAUGCGAACCGAAGUCGGGCCAUCAUCGCCUCCGCAGAAGCACUUGCUUCACGAACCUUCCAAGUUUCCCUUCGAGGUGCGUCUGAAGGCCAUCGUCAUUUCAGAUGUGUGGAGGUCGCGGGAUCGCGACCACGCUGCCAUCUUUGUUCAACCACAUGCGCUCCACUGCGGUGUCACCGUGAAUUGCUGCAUUAAGAUUCAAUACAGCGACAUUCGGGAAGUGCUGGCCAACAAGCUCGAUGUUCAGGACUGCGGAAUUUUGUGCCUCACCCUCACGCCUGGUUCCGAGAGUGCCAGAAAGUUGCAAGAGACGUUCCACGAUUUCGACUCUCGCGCUUCUGGUGACGCCGCUCAGAUUCAGUUGAUCGCGAGCGACUCGUCAACAGACGAUCUCGCCUCAUACGCUCGCGCAUUGUCUUGGGUCACCAAGAAAAUCCACAACAUAUCGUCCAGUCAGGUUAUGAUGCGCUGGCUUCCCGAAGCUGGAGUCAAGAGUAGGAUCAGCUUGUUCGAAGGUGUAAAGCAGUCCCCAUGGCCCGGCGCUACCACUGAGCCCAGACAGCAAGCACAGACACACAUCAGGCGAACAUUGAUUGUUCCAGGCGCCGACCGCUUGCCCAAUCACGCCACACAAGAUCUCGUUCGUACCAGCGACACAUACAGUCCUCCGGUGCCAAAGAAGAAGACGUUUGAUCUUCAGCCUCCGUCUCCAGCAACUCCGAUCAUUUUGGCCACAGACAUCCCCGCGCGCGGUGCCCCUGCCUCCUCGGCAUCGCCGACGCUUCUCCCCUUGUCGAUUCCGACAGCCAGACCCGCUCCGGUCAGAGAGGUGGAGAUCCCUAGGCCACUCAUUUCGGAUGAGGGUGGGACAAUUUUGCACUACCCAUACGAAGGUAAAGGCGCCAUGUCACUGCGAUACUCCGACUUUGAGAAGCUCCUUGACGGUGGUCUGCUGAACGACGUUGUUAUUGAAUUCGGUCUCAAGUUCAUCCUGGAAGAGAUUCGUGCUAGAGAUCCAGCGCUAGCGGACAGCAUUUACGUCUUCAAUACGUUUUUCUUUCCGAUUCUAAUGUCGGACUCCGUCGAGAAUAGCUAUUCCAAGCUUCGGAGAUGGACAGCUAAGGAAGACCUCUUCUCAAAGAAAUACAUUGUGAUCCCAGUCAACGAGAACUAUCACUGGUACCUGGCUCUUAUCGUCAAUCCAGCCUUCAUCCUGACGGAACAGGUAAAGGAUAGUACCAGCGAGCAGGACAAGGAUGAAGUCGCUGCAACGCUCACGCUUCCACCUGCCAUCUAUGCGCGACAGUCAUCAGCUCUCAACGAAGCUUCAGAGGAGGAAUGUAAGGCUGCCGAGCACAUGCAGCGCCACGAGGCCCAGACAGCGUCCAGUUCCGAGCCCAAUACGCCCCCUCUGCCUACGUCCCAACUCUCAUCACUGUCGGCCGGAGAUGACUCCGCUACCCUGCCGUUUCCCAUGGAUCUGGACAUCGAGCCGCUUGCCGGCACGCCGACCAAACCCAAAGCAGACCCGUUAAGCCUUGACCAGGCAUUCAUCAUCACCCUCGACAGUCUCGGGCAAAGACACGUCAAGUUGGGCAGCAAACUUUUCGAGUAUCUCUGGCGUGAAGCCUGGGACAAGAAGAAGCCUUUGGCCUCGUUACCUUCGCAGCAGUCAUUGCACGGAACAACGAAGCAGCUAAAGACGGAAGAGGAUUUGAAGCUAUCACCCGGCCCGAACGAGGUUACAGAAAUGAACUCGGCCGAGAGCACCUAUGAAAUUUCGAGGGUCGAAGCAAAAGACCCGUUCCAGGACUCGGAACAGCCGAAAGACGCAGAAGCCACCGACGAAGUCGGCGGUGUGCGCGCUGUGCCCGUACAAGACAAACGACGAGCCGUGGCAGGAGACUCAUCCUUGGAUUCAUUGGAAGCGGAAGCUUGGUCCAAAAGUCUUCCCAAAGCCGUCUACAUCCACGCCCACGUCCCGGAGCAGCCGAACUUUUGCGAUUGUGGCAUCUAUUUGCUGCACUACUUUGACCGCUUCUUCCGCCAGCCAGAUAAGCUACUCAAGAUCAUGGUGGAUGCCAAGAGCCAGAUCAGCGACCUUUACAAGACCAGCCCUGGAUUGCGCCUGCAGGUGAAGCAAGAGAUCGAAAAUAGGGCCAAAGCGGAAUGGCAGGCAGGCGAGGUCAGCUCGAAGCGAGCCUACUGGCGUUCCAAACUAGUGGAACUCUCGGAAGGAUGGGCUGCACAUAUGAAGGCCAAACGGGAGGCUGCGGGGGAGAGUGGAGAAGCGGAGCCGUCAGCAGUCAACGACGAGAGCGUGGCGAUGACUGGCUUUUCUCUGCAGGAGCGAUCGCAAUCAGCACAGCAGCAGGAUGUAGAUGCGCUCAUAUUGGAUGCUGGGCGAGCUGAAAAUGCUGAUGGGAAGCCCGAGGCGGAAGAAGACAAGCAAGGUGAGACGAUUCGACAUGGUCUUGUCAUCACAGACUCUGCGCAAGAUGACAUUGAGCGUUCCGUCAACGACUAUGCUUUCGGCAGAGAUCUCAGCGGAAAGCUGUACGUCGACAAUGUCAUGGCACAGGCGCUGUCCAGGCAGCACGGUCCACUGACUCUUGAACAUCUUAAAGAGCUGCAAAGGGAGGAUCGGCAGGAAGCGGCUUCGCAAAAAUCUGCACCCGAAUGGCUCAACAAGCUGAAGGACAUGGGUGCGCAUGACUUGCCGCGUUCGACAAUAGGCGAUGACGUUGGCGAUGUCAUUUCCAUGGACAUGAAUGCCGUCGUGCCUGCGCGCGAGCACGAAGAUUCAGGUCGUUCAUCGCCGACUGUAUCAGUUGUGUCUACCUUAUCGCAUCGCCCAGAGCAGCGGCAUGAGCAAGAACAAGCAGAGCAGCAGCAACCUCACG
Mycosarcoma maydis (corn smut) is the source of this 3970-nucleotide messenger RNA. Its product is annotated as SUMO protease ULP2. The record is from RefSeq and is a predicted model, not a curated record. Lineage: Eukaryota; Fungi; Basidiomycota; Ustilaginomycetes; Ustilaginales. The annotation marks the transcript as partial. Gene Ontology annotation, biological process: protein desumoylation. Gene Ontology annotation, cellular component: cytoplasm; nucleus. The transcript has a single exon. Gene Ontology annotation, molecular function: SUMO-specific endopeptidase activity.